Molecule: messenger RNA, 936 nt
Organism: Larimichthys crocea (large yellow croaker)
Lineage: Eukaryota; Metazoa; Chordata; Actinopteri; Sciaenidae
Product: phospholipid phosphatase-related protein type 5-like
Exons: 6
Coding region: 1-936 (311 amino acids)
Biological process (GO): phospholipid dephosphorylation; phospholipid metabolic process; signal transduction
Cellular component (GO): plasma membrane
Molecular function (GO): phosphatidate phosphatase activity
Source: RefSeq, a predicted model, not a curated record
AUGCUGUACUUCCAGGUGGUGAUUUUGGCAUCUACGGUGAUGCUGGUUUACUACUGCGAGUUCACAGACACUUUCAGUCCGGCACAGCAGGGCUUCAUCUGCAGAGACCCGACUUUAACUAAACCAGAUCCUGGACCUGAACAGGACAGCCGCAUACAGCCUGUCAUACUGUACUCUGUGGUGGGUGGACUGCCUGUUGUACUGAUUUCAGGCGUAGAGCUGGUUAUCUUCCUCCUUCACUACAACUCAAACAACCUGUACGACCAGGAGAAGGUUGUUGUCAUGGGCGACUGUUGCUACGUGAACCCCAUGUUGCGCAGGACCUUCCGUUUCCUUGGUGUGUACGUCUUCGGUCUGUUUACAACAGACAUCUUUGUCAACGCAGGUCAGCUGAUCACAGGAAGUUUGGCUCCUCACUUCCUGUCCGUCUGCCAGCCCAAUUACACUGCCCUCGGCUGCGAGGACGCAACACUCUUUGUCAGUCAAUCAGACGCUUGUACUGGUGACCCCGAUGACAUCAUGAGAGCCAGAAAGACUUUCCCCUCCAAAGAGGCCGCACUGAGUCUGUAUACAGCUGUUUACCUGGCAAUGUACGUCAUGUCCUGUGUCGGUUCCAGUGGAGGUCGCCUGACUGGCCCUCUCCUCAGCCUCUCAUUGGUCAGUCUGGCCGUGCUGACAGGCAUCAACAGAGUGGCCGAGUACCGCAACCACUGGAGUGAUGUUGUUGCAGGACAAAGCAUUGGAGGAGCUAUCGCUGUCUUUCUGGUGGUGUUUGUGGUUCAGUAUUUUAAGAAGAGACCUGUGAUUUCUCAGAGUCCCUCAGAUGCAGGUACAGCUAACACUGAAGAGGCUUCACACCAAAUGAAUCACAUCAUGGAAGCCAGCACGAAAUACAUUAUUACACAGAGCCAGGGAUCCUUCGCAGAAGUCACAUGA